CAUUAAACGGUGGAGGGUUCUAAUUUUAGCCCUAGCUCUGCUCGAGACAUAUUGGCGGGAACUUCACCCUGGAACUGAGCCCUCGACUUUGCUUCUCACUCACGAAUUCGACUCCCAAACUCUCCCAAUUCUGCUUCAUCCAACGCGACAAUGGGGAAGGAUGAUGAGGAGAUGCGUGGAGAAAUGGAGGAGAGGUUGAUAAACGAGGAGUACAAGAUUUGGAAGAAGAAUACUCCGUUUCUUUACGAUUUGGUCAUCACUCAUGCCCUAGAGUGGCCUUCACUUACUGUCGAGUGGUUGCCGGACCGGGAGGAGCCUCCGGGGAAGGAUUACUCCGUUCAGAAGAUGAUUUUGGGGACUCAUACCUCCGAGAAUGAGCCGAAUUACCUCAUGCUCGCUCAGGUUCAGCUUCCGCUUGAGGAUUCUGAGAACGAUGCGCGACAUUACGAUGACGACCGUGCUGAUGCGGGUGGCUUUGGAUGUGCGAACGGAAAGGUACAAAUAAUCCAGCAAAUAAAUCACGAUGGUGAAGUCAAUAGAGCACGUUAUAUGCCUCAAAAUCCAUUUAUUAUUGCCACAAAGACUGUCAGCGCGGAAGUCUUUGUUUUCGACUAUAGUAAACACCCAUCCAAACCACCUCUUGAUGGUACGUGUAAUCCCGACUUGAGGUUGAGGGGUCACAAUACUGAAGGUUAUGGUUUAUCGUGGAGCAAGUUCAAGCAGGGCCAUUUACUUAGCGGCUCUGAUGAUGCACAGAUUUGUUUAUGGGACAUUAAUGCUACUCCGAAGAACAAAACCCUUGAAGCUAUGCAAAUUUUUAAGGUUCAUGAAGGUGUUGUGGAAGAUGUCGCAUGGCAUCUGAGGCAUGAAUACUUAUUUGGUUCAGUAGGCGACGACCAAUACCUACUAAUAUGGGAUCUUCGAACUCCUACUGUCAAUAAGCCUGUACAGUCCGUAGUUGCUCAUCAAAGUGAGGUCAAUUGCUUGGCAUUCAAUCCCUUUAAUGAGUGGGUAGUAGCCACAGGGUCAACUGAUAAGACGGUUAAGUUGUUCGAUCUACGUAAGAUCAGCUCUGCACUCCAUACAUUUGACUGUCACAAGGAGGAGGUUUUCCAGGUUGGCUGGAAUCCAAAGAAUGAAACAAUCUUAGCUUCUUGUUGUCUUGGUAGAAGACUCAUGGUUUGGGACCUUAGCAGGAUUGAUGAGGAGCAGACGCCCGAGGAUGCGGAAGAUGGCCCACCGGAGUUGCUGUUCAUUCACGGCGGUCAUACCAGUAAAAUAUCAGACUUCUCUUGGAAUCCCUGUGAGGACUGGGUGGUUGCUAGUGUAGCUGAAGAUAACAUACUCCAAAUCUGGCAGAUGGCUGAGAACAUCUACCAUGAUGAAGAUGAUUUGCCAGAGGAACCUCCAAAGGCCUCUUAGUGUUUUACUCUCUCUCUCUCUCUCUCUCUCUCUCUCUCUCUCUCUCUCUGUAUUUCAGUUAUUACAGACGAUUAAAAUCUAUCAAGGGACCAUUCAUUAUUAGGUCUUCCAAUUCUCAGUAGUCUUCUUCUU
Cucurbita pepo subsp. pepo (vegetable marrow) is the source of this 1554-nucleotide messenger RNA. RefSeq names its product Transducin/WD40 repeat-like superfamily protein (gene MSI1). The record is from RefSeq and is a predicted model, not a curated record. Gene Ontology annotation, molecular function: protein binding. Lineage: Eukaryota; Viridiplantae; Streptophyta; Magnoliopsida; Cucurbitales; Cucurbitaceae.